Dovyalis caffra is the source of this 303-nucleotide messenger RNA. The record is from the annotation of a GenBank genome assembly. NCBI's taxonomy places the organism in Eukaryota, Viridiplantae, Streptophyta, Magnoliopsida, Malpighiales, Salicaceae.
AUGGGAUCCAGUUCUUUCCCACAGCCUAACUCAAAUUGGUCAGCUGAGAAAAACAAGUUGUUUGAAAAUGCUCUUGCAAUAUACGACAAGGAUAGCCCAGAUCGUUGGCGAAACAUAGCCAGGUUUGUCGGAGAAACAACCGAAGAGGAAGUGAAGAAGCAGUAUGAGAUCCUUCUGGAUGAUAUCAAGCGAAUUGAGUCAGACCAAGUGCCACUGCCAAAUUACAAGAAUCAUGAAGAAAGCAUCAAGGAAAACAGCAUCGUAAGCUAUGAAGGGGAUAGGCUCCAGCAGCUAAAGCUCUGA